Messenger RNA from Lolium rigidum, 3467 nucleotides. RefSeq names its product protease Do-like 7. Lineage: Eukaryota; Viridiplantae; Streptophyta; Magnoliopsida; Poales; Poaceae. The transcript is spliced from 25 exons. Gene Ontology annotation, molecular function: serine-type endopeptidase activity; protein binding. The record is from RefSeq and is a predicted model, not a curated record. Gene Ontology annotation, biological process: proteolysis. The coding region runs from base 102 to 3149 and encodes 1015 amino acids.
CCACAUCCGUGUCUAGAGCUGGGUGCCGCCGCUGCUGCUGUAGAGGGCGCUGCAGCAGGAAGAAGAUCGGAGUGGCAUAGAUCUAACCAACCCUCGUUUCCAUGGCGAUGGAGAUCGAGCCACCCGCACCCGCCACGGCGGAUGACUGGCGGCACGCGCUCGCCCGCGUGGUGCCUGCUAUCACCGUAAUCCAUGUAACCAUGCCACGCGCCUUUGACACCGAGAUCGCCGGCGCCGGCGCUGCCACCGGCUUCGUCGUAGACAAGGCCCGGGGGAUCAUCCUCACCAACCGCCACGUCGUCAGUCCAGGACCCGUCGUUGCAGAGGCCAUGUUCUCCAACAGAGAGGAGAUCCCUGUGUACCCCCUCUACAGAGAUCCUGUGCACGAUUUUGGGUUCUUUAGGUACAAUCCAAAUGCCUUACAGUUCCUUGAGUAUGAAGAGAUCCCUCUAGCACCCGAAGCGGCAUCCGUCGGGCUAGAUAUUCGGGUGGUCGGCAAUGACAGCGGCGAAAAGGUUUCAAUUUUGGCGGGAACACUGGCUCGACUUGAUAGAGAAGCUCCUGUUUACGCAAAGGAUGGGUACAAUGAUUUCAACACAUUCUAUAUGCAGGCUGCAUCUGGUACUAAAGGUGGCUCUAGCGGUUCCCCUGUUAUUGAUUGCCAAGGAAGAGCUGUUGCACUGAAUACAGGAGGCAGAUCUUCCAGCGCUAUUGCAUUCUUCCUUCCAUUAGAGUGUGUUGUUAGAGCACUCAAUUUGAUACGUCAUCAUUGGGUUGCAUUUGGCAGCAAGGCAGAAUCUGUUUAUAUUCCCCGUGGUACUUUGCAGGUGACUUUUGAACACAAAGGUUUUGAAGAAACUCGACGAAUUGGACUCAGGAAUGAUACCGAGAAGAUGGUAAGACUUGAUUCUCCAGCAGGUGUGACUGGAAUGCUGGUUGUUCAUUCUGUGGUGCCAGAUGGGCCUGCACACAAACUUUUGCAACCUGGUGACGUGCUGGUUCGCAUGAAUGGGGAGUUAGUAACACAAUUUCUCACCCUGGAGACCUUCCUUGACGGUAGCAUUGGCUCGGAAAUAGGUUUGCAGAUCGAAAGAUCUGGAAUUACUUUAACAAUAAAGCUGAAGGUAGAAGAUUUGCACUCCAUAACUCCAAAUCAUUUUUUGGAAGUUGGUGGUGCUGUCAUCCAUCCACUUUCAUACCAGCAGGCUAGAAACUUCGGGUUCAAAUGUGGUCUUGUAUAUGUUGCUGAGGCAGGGUACAUGCUCUCCCGAGCAUCGGUUCCACAACAUUCAAUUAUAAGGAAGUUUGCAGGAAAGGAUAUUGCACAUUUAGGUGACCUUAUUUCAGCUAUUUCAAAGCUGUCUAGGGGAGCGAAAGUGCCUCUUGAAUAUGUAAUAUACAAGGACCGACACCGGAACAAGACCGCAGUAGUAACAAUUGAUCAGCACGGGUGGUAUGCGUCUCCUCAGUUAUAUACUCGAAGUGAUGCAAAUGGACUGUGGACUGCAAAAUUAGCUAUAGCACUUGAAUCUGUUAUAGGAACUUUAUCAUCCUCUGGAGAUUUAGAUGACAUAAAAGCUGAUCUGAGGCAAUCUACUAGCCUGGAAGGUUCUGAUCUUGCUGGAACAAUAUCUAGUAAUUCUUCAUUGGCAGAACAAGCAAUUGAACCAUCCCUUGUAAUGUUGGAGGUGGACGUGCCACCAAUGUGCAUGCUUGAUGGACUUCAUGCUAAAUUUUUCGCUGGAGCUGGUGUGAUAAUAUACCAUUCUGACACCUUAGGUCUCAUUGCUGUUGACAAGAAUACAGUCAUUAUACCUGCUUGUGAUAUAAUGAUAUCUUUUGCUGCAUAUCCCAUUGAAAUACCUGGAGAGGUUGUUUUUCUGCAUCCUGUUCACAACUUUGCAUUCGUUGCGUAUGAUCCUUCUGCACUAGGAGCUGGAGCAUCUGCUGUCCGGGCUUCAGAACUUUUUGCUGAACCUGCCUUGCGCCGAGGAGAUUCCGUCUACCUAGUUGGGCUUGGGCUGGAUGGAAGCUUACAGGUUACAUCAAGGAAAUCAACCAUAACAAGUUGUAAAGCUGUUGACAUUCGCUCGGGUGACCGCCCACGAUAUCGUGCAAUAAAUAUGGAGGUCCUUGAGCUUGAUAGUGAUUUUGGUAGCCAAUUUUCGGGUGUAUUGACGGAUGACCAAGGGAGAGUUCAAGCACUAUGGGCAAGUGUCUCCAGCCAGAUAUUUGGUUCUAGCAUUUCGGAGGACGAUCAGUUUGUUAUAGGUAUACCAAUAUAUCCGAUAAUUGAAAUCCUUCAGAAAUUCAUCUCAGGAGCUCCUGGACAAUUUCGUCUUAUCAACGGAAUUAGGAGACCAAUGCCAUAUGUCAGACUUCUGGAGGUGGAACUUUAUCCAACUUUGCUAUCGAAGGCAAGACAUUCUGGAUUGAACGGUAGCUGGGUGCAGGCUCUCGCUAAGAAGGACCCUGUGCGAAGACAAGUACUGCAAGUGAAAUGUUGUUUUGCUGGAUCAAAAGCGGAAAAUCUUCUCGAAGAUGGAGAUUUGAUUCUUGCUAUCAAUAAGGAGCCUAUUACAUGCUUCCUUGAUAUUGAGAAUGCUUGCCAAAAGUUGGAUCAGUCAAUCGAUUCAGAUGGAAUGCUUGACAUGACAAUAUUUCGGCAGGGAAAGGAAAUAGACCUCAUUGUUGGAACAGAUGUAAGGGACGGUAAUGGUUCAACACGUAUGGUGAACUGGUGUGGAUGCACAGUUCAGAGUUCGUAUCCGGCACUGCGUGGUCUUGGUUUUUUGCCUGCGGAAGGUCAUGGUGUUUAUGUUGUUAGAUGGUCUCGUGGAAGUCCCUCGCAUAGAUAUGGUCUCAGUGCUCUCCAGUGGAUAAUUGAGGUCAACGACCAACGAACUCCAGAUCUGGGAUCUUUUAUAGAGGUGGUGAAGGGAUUGGAAGAUGGCCAAUUUGUUAGGGUGAGAACCAUCCAGCUGGAUGGAAAACCCCGCUUCCUUGCUCUGAAACAAGACCUUCACUACUGGCCAACCUGGGAGCUCAGCUUUGACCCAGAGACUGCAACAUGGCACAGAAACAAUAUAAGCAUUGCUGCAGAGAGGCGUGCCAUAGAGGUCACUGCGAGCACAAGUGCGGGGGCAUGAUCAGCAGAAGCAAUGUGACACCAUGUCUCCGGCUAUUAGCUGUGUUUCUGUUCCAGAACUAUUAGGUGUUGCACACCACAAAAAGGGGUACCACUUAGGGUUAAGCGAAACAAUGUCUGGGUUCUAGAACCAUUCCUAUUGGUCCGUUUAUGCAAACCAUGUCGCUGAAUUUCAAUUUCAACAUGCUGGAAAUUGGGAGCCUCAAGUUUGUAUUCACAAAUCUGGGUUGUACCCACUUUAGCUUGCUCGGUACUAAGUUGCUGUGUAUCAACAUGGAUGUUGUGCAUUAUAUAUGUAAGCUACGACUUCUUUUUCUUA